AUGCCUCCCAAGGCUGCUACUAAGAAGGCCGCUGCGCCCAAGGCCAGCGCGCCCAAGAAGGCUGCCGCAGCUUCUACUGCGACCAAGAAGGCCGAUGCCCCCAAGAAGACCGCGAAGCCUGCUGCGAAGAACGCCACCAACGGCGCGACUGCCUCCAAGAAGCGCAAGCUUGCUGAGGAAGACGAAGAGCCCGAGGAGGAGUCCGUCGACGAGUCUGCCGACGAUAGCAAGCUGAGCAACACCAAGACCACCAAGAAGGCCGCUGAGCCCAAGAAGACCAAGGCUGCGCCCGCAAAGAAGGGUAAGGCCGCCGAAGCUGCCACUGACGACGAGUCAAAGGCGAAGAAGCCUGCCAAGAAGGCUGCUGCAAAGAAGGAAGACACCAAGAAGCCCGCUGCUGCCAAGGCCGGUCCCGCCAGCAAGAAGCGCAAGGUCAGCGACGAGGAGACGGAGGACGAGAAGCCCCAGGGCAAGAAGGCUAAGAAGGCCGACUCCGCCGAGGUCGACAGCCAGGCCACUGAGUCCGCCAAAGCCACCGAGUCUGCUGAUGAGGAGCCCGAGGCUGUCAAGCCCGCGAAGGCCACCAAGAAGACAGCCACCGCUGCCCCCAAGCCUCCUCCUGCCCACCCGCACAAGAUUGGCAAGAAGAUCAACUCUGCUCCUACCCAGAUCCUCGAUGUUUACGUCUUUGGUGAGGGUAGCUCCGGCGAGCUUGGUCUCGGCAGCAAGCACAAGCCCAAGAAGGUUACCGAUGUCAAGCGCCCCAGAUUGAACCCCUUCCUGGACGCCAAGGAGGUCGGUGUUGUUCAGAUUGCUUGCGGUGGCAUGCACGCUGCUGCCCUGACCAAGGACAACAAGAUCCUCACAUGGGGUGUCAACGACCAGGGUGCCCUCGGCCGCGAUACCACCUGGGACGGUGGCCUCCGCGAUGCUGAUGCUGAGGAGGAAGAGGAUGAUGACGAGGACAGCGGCAUGAACCCUAAGGAAAGUACGCCCACUGCUAUCGAUGCCGUUCACUUCGCUCCCGAUGCCAAGUUCACUCAGGUCGUUGCCAGCGACAGCGCCACUUUUGCUCUUACUGAGGAUGGUAGAGUCUACGGUUGGGGCACAUUUAGAUCGAGCGAUGGUAUCUUGGGAUUCACCGAAAAGAUCAAGAUUCAGAUGACACCCGUUUUCCUGCCGACCCUGAAGAACAUCACAGCACUCGCUGCCGGUUCCAACCACAUCCUUGCUCUGGACAACAAGGGUCUUGUUCAGGCAUGGGGCUGCGGCCAGCAGAACCAGCUUGGCCGACGAAUCAUUGAGCGCAACAAGCUGUCUUCGCUUGUUCCCCAGAGCAUGGGUCUUCCCAAGAACCGUGUCAACCGUAUCGCUUGCGGAUCCUACCACAGCUUUGCCAUGGACAAGGAUGGUGUCGUCUGGGCCUGGGGUCUGAACAACUUCGCCGAGACUGGAAUUGCCAGCGGUGCCGGUGAAGAUGAUGCCGUCAUUCUCCGCCCGACCAUUGUCGAGUCCCUUAAGGACUACAAGGUCAAGCAGAUUGCUGGUGGUGAGCACCACUCUCUCGCUUGCACGGAGGACGGCAAGCUUCUCACAUGGGGUCGUCUCGACGGCCACCAGGUCGGUAUUCCCGUCGAGGAGCUUGACGCGGAGAGCGUUAUCAAGGAUGAGAGCCAGAACCCUCGUAUCCUUUCCAAGCCUACUGUUGUUGAGGACGUUGCCAAAUGUGUGUUCGUUGCCGCAGGAGUCGACAGCAACAUCGUCAUCGACGCCAAGGGCGUUGCGCACUCGUGGGGCUUUUCUGCCAACUACCAGACCGGCCAGGGAACUACCGAUGACGUCGAGACCCCUACCACCAUCGACAACACUGCCGUUCGCGACAAGAAGCUCGUCUUUGCCGGCGCUGGCGGCCAGUACUCCAUCCUCGGCGGUGUCGCCGAUGUUCCCCAAGCCAAUGGCUUUGCCGCGACUGUUAACGGCCAGCCUGCUGCUGGUGGAUUCAGACCCGUUUUUUAA
Molecule: messenger RNA, 2016 nt
Organism: Colletotrichum truncatum
Lineage: Eukaryota; Fungi; Ascomycota; Sordariomycetes; Glomerellales; Glomerellaceae
Product: GDP/GTP exchange factor
Cellular component (GO): cytoplasm
Molecular function (GO): guanyl-nucleotide exchange factor activity
Source: RefSeq, a predicted model, not a curated record